UGUACUCCCCCGAUAGCAAUCAUAUUAACGUGCCCCAUGGUGAUGCGGCGCCCCUGCGACUAAACCAGCUCGAAAUCCCAGUUACUUCCAGCAUGCCUAACUACGAGGACGUCACCGCUUUCCUGGGGGAAUGGGGUCCAUUUCAGCGGUCGGUGUUUUUCUUUCUGUGUCUCAGCAUCAUCCCGAACGGCUUCUCCGGUUUGUCCAUCGUCUUCCUUGGCGACACGCCAUCCCACCGCUGCCUCAUCCCCGCACACGCCAACCUGAGCGCCGCUUGGAGAAACAGCAGUAUCCCAGUGGAGGAAAGCGGCGGAGGACUGGUUCCCAGCAGCUGCUUCAGAUACAAACUCGAUGCGAUAGAAGGCUUUUCGGAGAGAGGGUUGAUUCCCGGGGUUGACGUAAACUUGUCCGAUGUGCAGCGAGAGGGCUGCCUGGACGGAUGGGAGUAUGAUCGGAGCACGUACACUUCCACCAUCGUGACCGAGUGGGAUCUGGUAUGUGAUGACAAAUGGAAGAACCCGUUGACCUCUUCCCUUUUCUUCUGUGGAGUUCUCACUGGGUCCUUCAUUUCAGGGCAGCUUUCGGACAGGUUUGGGAGAAAAAUAGUUCUGUUUGCUACCAUGGCAGUCCAGACAACAUUUACCUUUAUCCAGGUCUUUUCUCCAUCCUGGACUGUAUUCUGUGCCAUGUUCUUUGUCGUCGGGAUGGGACAAAUAUCAAAUUAUGUGUCUGCGUUUGUGCUAGGAACUGAGAUAUUCAGCCCACCAGUGCGGACCAUCUUCUCCACUGCAGGUGUAUGUUUGUUCUUUGGCCUGGGCUACAUGCUCCUCCCUCUGACGGCUUUCUUCCUAAGAGACUGGAGGAUGCUUCUACUAGCUCUUACACUGCCUGGCUUAAUUUUUGUGCCUCUCUGGUGGUUCAUCCCAGAGUCUCCUCGCUGGCUGCUCUCUCAGGGGAGAGUGCAGGAGGCUGAGGACAUACUGAGGGAGGCUGCUAGGAAAAACAAAGUAGAGGUUCCACAGGUCAUCUUCAGCCCUUCGCAGCUGAAAGAACUUAAGCCUACGAAGAGAGAGCAGCACAACAUCUGUGAUCUACUUCAUUCUAGAAACAUCCGCUGGGUCUCUGUCACGCUGUGGCUCGUUUGGAUUGUCCUGUCUAUUGCCUACUUCGCCCUUUCUCUGAACACUUCCAAUCUGCACGGAAGCUCCUACUUCAACUGUUUCUUGUCGGCUGCCAUAGAGAUGCCAGCCUACACUUUGUCGUGGCUAAUGUUUCGCUGCUGCCCUCGACGCCUGUGUCUCUUCUCAACCCUCUUCCUGGGAGGUGUCGUCCUCCUCUUCAUACAACUCAUACCACCAAACCUGAACCCCCUAGCCAUAGCGCUAGAGAUGUUGGGGAAGUUUGGGGUGACAACAGCUUUCGCCAUCAUCUAUGCCUACUCAGCAGAGCUUUACCCAACUGUGUUGAGAAAUACGGCUGUAGGUGCCUGUUCCAUGGCCUCCCGGGUAGGGAGUAUCUCUGCCCCAUACUUCAUUUACUUGCGAAGUUAUUCCGUCUCACUGCCUUACAUCCUGAUAGGAAGCCUUACAGCCCUGUCAGGGUUGCUUAGCCUCCUGCUUCCCGAGAGCUACGGAAUGCCUCUUCCCGACACCAUCGCUCACAUGCAGAGCUUUCCAGGGUGA
This is a messenger RNA of Lampris incognitus (smalleye Pacific opah), 1682 nucleotides long. It is a transcript of the gene slc22a21, whose product is annotated as solute carrier family 22 member 21. Bases 93 to 1682 code for a protein of 529 amino acids. The transcript is spliced from 10 exons. Gene Ontology annotation, molecular function: transmembrane transporter activity. NCBI's taxonomy places the organism in Eukaryota, Metazoa, Chordata, Actinopteri, Lampriformes, Lampridae. The record is from RefSeq and is a predicted model, not a curated record. Gene Ontology annotation, cellular component: membrane. Gene Ontology annotation, biological process: transmembrane transport.